AAAGAGAAGAGUGUUCUUGUGGCUCUGAUGUGAGCGACAGCGCGAGAGGCGAGAGGCGAGAUAUGGCAGAGGCAGACAGAGAAGGGCAAGACGACAUAAUGUGGGGAUGGAUUGCCUGCCACCGAGUCCAGUCAUCAGCAGCCUCUCUGACCCGACCCACAUAACGAAAAACAAAGGAGCAACGGAGGACGAGGAGGUGCCAGUGCAGGUUCCGAAAGCUUCCGCGACCGCCACUGCACCAGCAGCGCCCUGAAUCAUCUGAGGCCGUCCCUGUUCGAAACUUGGAAGCGCUUGCCGUUGCGAGUGGAAUUCGGAACGUAGAAGGCGAAUUCGGGUGCGUUUGUGCGAGGCGAUUUCGGGGAUUUACGAUGGUUUUCACUCUGUCUGAGUUGCUGCAGCAAUCGUCUUCUUUGGCCUUGAGCGCGUUCAGCUUCAGGGGGGGUUCGGCGUCGAACGCGUCCAGUUGCCAGAGGCGAGUGCAGAAUGUCUCGAAGCCUGCGUGCUUGAGUGUUCAUGGUGGGGUUGGGCUGUCGAGCGCGAGUGGUAGCUCCAGUGGGAUUUCCCCCACGCAUGGAAGUAGUUGUGGGUGGAAAAGCCGGAUUUCUACUCAUGGGAACAGUUUGGUCGUCAGGGCUGGACCGGAAUCUGCCACUCCGACCAAGCCCAAGCAAAGGUAUCCCGGGGAAAACAAGGGAUUUGUAGAAGAGAUGAGGUUCGUAGCCAUGAAAUUGCACACGAAGGAUCAGGCGAAGGAAGGCGAAAAACAAGCAGAUGUUCAGCCUGUUGCCAAGUGGGAACCCACGAUAGCGGGGUUCAUUAAAUUCCUAGUUAACAGCAAAGCUGUAUUCGAUUGUAUGGAAGAAAUCAUGGCUACAGCUUCACACCCCUCUUAUGCAGAAUUUAGGAACACUGGACUUGAAAGGUCAGCGGCACUAUCUAAGGACUUGGAAUGGUUGAAGAGUCAAGGAAAUGAAAUUCCAGAACCGUCAGAGGAAGGAAUAACUUAUGCCGAGUUAUUGAAGAAUUUGUCAGAGUCUGAUCCUCCUGCUUUCAUCUGUCACUUUUACAACGUGUAUUUUGCACAUUCUGCCGGUGGUCGAUUCAUUGGGAAGAAGGUUUGUGAAUCUGUUCUAGAAGGAAAGGAAUUGGAGUUUUACAAAUGGGAAGGUGAUCUUUCGACUACAUUAGCCGCCGUGAAGGAAAAGCUUAACAAAGUUGCAGAGGAGUGGACUCGUGAUCAGAAGAACCAUUGUUUGGAGGAGACCGAACUGUCAUUCAAAUACUCUGGAAAGCUUUUACGCCUCAUUAUAUCAUAAAUCAUGGUUUGUCCAUAGUCACAAAAAUCUGUACUGUGUUUGCUAUCAUUCAAUCCCAUUGUUAAAUUCUCGUCAAUUUAAAGGGCCGUAGAAGGUUCAGGGUGUACACUGUUGGCAUGAGGCUCCCAAGUAGUUGUACAUGUAGUAUCCCGUGACUAUAUUUAGUAAAGUUGGCUGGUCCUCUUGAAGAUUCUGACAGAACUGUCUGAAAGACAGCCAAGAGAAAUCUUCUUUCUGAUAUCAGAUUUUGUAAAAUGCCAUUUAUGUCAAGUGGAACAGGCCAUCUGUUGAGGAAUCCGCCAAAAUGUCAGGUCUAUCAGACCGUGACGGACUCCGCCUAUAACAAAAGUGCUCUUAAAUCCAGUCAUUGAUCCAUACACUUUGUCAUG
Molecule: messenger RNA, 1705 nt
Organism: Marchantia polymorpha subsp. ruderalis
Lineage: Eukaryota; Viridiplantae; Streptophyta; Marchantiopsida; Marchantiales; Marchantiaceae
Source: the annotation of a GenBank genome assembly